Helobdella robusta is the source of this 3363-nucleotide messenger RNA. RefSeq lists its product as hypothetical. The transcript is spliced from 25 exons. Gene Ontology annotation, cellular component: chromatin; nucleus. NCBI's taxonomy places the organism in Eukaryota, Metazoa, Annelida, Clitellata, Rhynchobdellida, Glossiphoniidae. Bases 1 to 3363 code for a protein of 1120 amino acids. The record is from RefSeq and is a predicted model, not a curated record. Gene Ontology annotation, biological process: DNA repair; mitotic sister chromatid cohesion.
AUGUCUCGAAAAGUUGAAAAACAUCUGAAACUGACCUACCCAGCUGGGUGUAAAGAGAUCACUGAAGAAUUGAGUAAUGAUGAACUUGUGAAAAGACUCAAAUUGUUGACCCGUGCCUUCCAAGACAUGUCUCAAGAUGACAAUGACGAGUUCAAACAGUUGGCCAUCUAUCUGGCCUCUGAGUACUUUCUGGAGCACAACAGCAAGGAUGUCAAACUGUUAGUUGCUUGUUGCAUUGCUGACAUCUUUCGGGUCUUCGUACCUGAUGCACCGUACACUGAACCUGAACAAUUGAAGGAAAUAUUUCUCUUCUUGAUCGAUCAACUGAAAGGUUUAAAGGACCCAGAAUCUCCCUUAUUCAAGAGGUACUUCUACCUGCUCGAGAAUCUUGCCUGGGUGAAAUCCUUCAACAUUAGCCUAGAACUACCUGACAGUUCAGAAAUUCUCUUCAGAUUGUUCAAGACAACAUUAGAACUCAUCAAUGACCGCCACAACAACAAAGUGUCGGUACUGAUGUUGGACAUCCUCUGCCCACUCCUCUCGGAAGCCGAUGCCAUCCCACAGGAAGUACUCGACAUCUUUCUUGCAUGCAUCAUCGAACCUUUCAAAACACAAAACAGACCAGCGUUUGAAAUGGCCAGGGACCUGAUUAGGAGGACAACUUCUGUUCUUGAGCCGUACAUCGAAUUGUUUUUGAGCAACUGUUUGAUUCAAAGUAGUAAGAGUGAGAAGAGUUCUCUGAGUGGCCGCGUGUAUGAUCUCAUCCAGGAACUUAACAACAUAUCUCCCAGUCUCUUACAAAAUGUUCUGCCACAGCUGGAGUUGAAACUCAAGAGUGCGGAUGAUGCAGAGAGGAUGGCAGCUACCAAACUGCUGACUAAGAUGUUUGCUGCACCAAACUCCGAUCUUGCCCUUCAGCACAAGCAACUCUGGAAUGCCUUUCUUGGAAGAUUCAACGACAUUGAUCUGAACAUUCGACGCAUGACAGUGCAAUCAUGUCAAGAUAUAAUCAUCAAUCACGCUGAACUUGUCACUGAGGAAGCAGCAGGCAAGCACCUGAAGCACAGGCAACAUGAUUCUGACGAGAACGUGCGCAUGGAUGUUGUGAAAGUCAUCGUCGCCAGUGCCAAAGCCGAGUUGAAGCACGUUCCCGAUGAUUUGUUGGAAUGUGUCAAGGAGAGGACUCUUGAUAAGAAGUUCAAGGUGAGAAGGGAAGCUUUGGUGGGACUGGGGCAGAUCUACAAGAAGUGUCACGAGGUCGGCGGGGACGUGAGGAGGGUGGCCUGGAUCAGAAACAAGGUCUUGCAUGCCUACUACCAGCUCUCCAUUGAUGACAAGAUACUAGUGGAGAGGAUAUUGAACACAUCCCUGGUCCCAUACUCCAUGGACCCCCCGUCUCGCAUGAAGCAGUUGUACCUUCUUUACUCAAACCUGGAUGAGCAUGCCAUCAGAGCUCUGCAAGAGAUCUUCAAAACCCAGGCAGGACUGAGGAACAUCGUGAAGAACAUCCUCGACCUGCAGCAGAAAGGUGAUUCACCAGAUGUCGGUCAGGCCAUCAACACCAAGAUACUCGCUCUAUCACGUCACCUACCUGAGCCAGAGAAGGCCUGCCAGCAACUUCACAAGUUUUUCAAAUCCAUCCAGGAGUCAAAGAUACGACAGAGUCUUCAGAAUCUCAUCAAUGCACAGUGUGAGUGCAAGAAAGCUGAGGAACAUGUGAAAGAGAUCAUAAAGAAGCUGGGCAAUUCAACGCCGCAGAACCUGCUGUAUGCAACAGUGAAGCAGUUGCUGGAAAGGAUUGCUCCACUGAUGAUCGACAAUCUCAGUAUCCUCGCUCUCAUCAUCCUCAUCCAAAAAGUUAUCCAAUCAAAGCUGGAUGGCAACGAUGAAGAUGAUGAUGAAGAGGACGAAGAGAAACAAGGACGCAAAGAACGAUUACACCAAAAAUCUGGUCUUAACUUGCUGCUGCUCCUAUCACAGAACUUUGCAGGAAGUUUUCAGAUGAAUGACAUCUACACCUACCUGCUGGAGUUCAUUAAAUACGACGACGACGUUGUUGUGGAUAUGACUAUGCAAAUACUGAAGAAUGUUGGCGCAGGCAUCGACCAGACCUUUCCAGAGGUUCACAGCUCCCUGCUGCCAGUUCUACAGAAGAUGAUCAAGGUAGGAACGACAAAGCAGGCCAAGCAUGCCGUCAGAUGCAUUGAUGUUCUUUGCAAGGAUAAAGUGGAAAUAUUCGGUCAACUAUUCCAGCAAUUGCAACAAUGCAUGAACCUGGAGUCUUCCAAUCUGUUGACCUCGAUCGUUGCUAUCGGACAUCUUUGUCAGUUGUGUCCAUCCAAGUUUGUCGAGCCAACGGACAACAUCAUCUCGAUGUUCAUCAUGAAGGAAGUUCUCAUGCAAGACAGGACUGUUGGUAGGAAGAAAACGGAGGAUUGGUGCGAAGAGAAGCACAUUUCAGAAGAAACUCUCAUCAAGUUGGAGAGCGUGAAAAUGAUUGGUCGCUGGUUGCUGGGUUUGAAGGACCAGAACAAUUGCAAGGUCAGCCCGAUCAUGCGCAUGCUCUACACCAUGAUCCUCUGUGAGGGAGAUCUAAUGGAGAGAGGCCACAUCAACAAACCAGAGAUGUCUCGUCUAAGGUUGCAUGCUGGCUGUUGCAUGUUGAAGGUUGCUCAGGAGCCCGCCUACGCUGAUGCUAUCAAGUUGGAACAGUUUGAAACCAUGGCUCUGCUCAUCAAUGACCCGUGCGUGGAGGUGAGGCAGAUAUUUGUCUCGAAACUGCACAGAGGUCUCAUGAACUUGCGACUUCCCAUCCAGUACAUGGGCAUCAUGUGUCUGGGAGCCCUGGACCCCAUCAAAGAGAGGAGGUCCCUCAUCAAGCAGAUGCUGGCCGCCAACAUCAACAGGAGGAGGGAUUACAUCAGGCAGAACCCUUCCUGUGCCACUUCAUGCACAGUGUAUUCCAUCCUUCCUGACUACGUCCUCCCGUACUCUCUGCACCUGCUGGCACACGACCCUGACCUCGUGGCCUACGACAACGUCCCAGCACUUAGGAGCAUCAAGGACUGUCUAUUGUUCCUCUUGGAGCCACUUCUUACGAAAAACGACACAGUCAGUUUUGAAUUCUACAGCAAGAUCCUCGCAAACAUCAAGAACACUGUCGAUGCUCAGUGUCCUGAUUCCGAAGAAGCAAAUAAGAAAUUGUAUGCGACGUGUGACCUUGCCAUGAAUCUCUUGCUGACGAAGAUGUCGUGCUUCAGCAUUAAGAACUUCCCCGCCGAACCUGUGCUGCCAACCAAACUUUUCAAACCACUGCCCAGUGUUAGCCGGUGUUUGCUAUUGAUGUUGUUGUGGGAAAUUUAG